Molecule: messenger RNA, 1075 nt
Organism: Ficedula albicollis (Collared flycatcher)
Lineage: Eukaryota; Metazoa; Chordata; Aves; Passeriformes; Muscicapidae
Product: nuclear pore complex protein Nup98-Nup96-like
Exons: 2
Coding region: 40-978 (312 amino acids)
Source: RefSeq, a predicted model, not a curated record
UCGGGAACAGGGACACUCGGGAACAGGGACACUCGGGAGAUGGGACAUUCGGGAGAUGGGACACUCGGGAACAGGGACACUUGGGAACAGGGACACUCGGGAGAUGGGACAUUUGGGAACAGGGACACUCGGGAACAGGGACAUUUGGGAACAGGGACACUCGGGAACAGGGACAUUUGGGAACAGGGACACUCGGGAACAGGGACAUUUGGGAACAGGGACACUCGGGAACAGGGACAUUUGGGAACAGGGACACUCGGGAACAGGGACAUUUGGGAACAGGGACACUCGGGAACAGGGACAUUUGGGAACAGGGACACUCGGGAACAGGGACAUUUGGGAACAGGGACACUCGGGAACAGGGACAUUUGGGAACAGGGACACUCGGGAACAGGGACAUUUGGGAACAGGGACACUCGGGAACAGGGACAUUUGGGAACAGGGACACUCGGGAACAGGGACAUUUGGGAACAGGGACACUCGGGAACAGGGACAUUUGGGAGAUGGGACACUUCGGGAACAGGGACACUCGGGAACAGGGACACUCGGGAACAGGGACACUCGGGAACAGGGACACUCGGGAACAGGGACACUCGGGAACAGGGACACUCGGGAACAGGGACACUCGGGAACAGGGACACUCGGGAACAGGGACACUCGGGAACAGGGACACUCGGGAACAGGGACACUCGGGAACAGGGACACUCGGGAACAGGGACACUUGGGAACAGGGACACUCGGGAGAUGGGACACUCGGGAACAGGGACACUCGGCACGCUCCGGACCCGCCCUCCUCCUGCCCCCGAACACUCUGCCGGAGCAAGCUCCCUUGCUGUGCUCUCCCUAGCCCAGGAAUUGCCUGCCAAAAACCGGAGGGUUUCGGUGCGCCUGCACCUCCCAGCACUCCCAAACUGCUCUUAUGAUUUAAAUGCAUUUACACUUCAUGUCCUCCACUCCACCGGAGAAGGAAGUUAUUAAGAAGUUUGCAGAAGGGUGUGCAGGAGGCACUAAGCAAACAGCCAGAAUAAAAAUCUCCUACUACCUCACCUUUUGCUAAACCACUCAACCAUCUUCC